GUACCGAAGAUUACAGGAGCGGAAGCUGGAAAGAGCUGUUCAAAAUUCCACAGAUACUAUUUACAAGCUGCAACUUUCAUAGUGUAGAUCUUUAUACAUUUUAAGUCACUUAGUUACUUCGGAUACAUUUUUCCGAGAUGAAGCUCCUUCUUCUUUUUGUGUGCCUGGUUGCAGCAUUAUCUACCAGUCAUGCCGGUUCCAAGUCUAGUUCUGAUUCUGGUUCUGGUUCCUGUAGCUGUGAAGAUGAAAUAGAGGAUCAAAUAACCAAUGUCUACAUCAUCACUGCAAAGGACGAGAAGGACUUGAAAAAACUUAUCAAAAAGAUUGGGAAGAAGAAGGACUGUGAAGAUGCUACGAUUAAGUCCGAAAUAAGCAGUCUGAUGUUCGCUGCCACAGUUCGGAUGAGCCCUGAUUGUGCCGAGGAGGUGAAUGACUGGGGCUAUGUCAUCGAGCCGAACGCUGUCCAGUUCACCGACGAGUUUGACGAGCCCUGGAAUCGUGAUCGAAUUGACCAAGUAGAUCUUCCCCUCGACAUGCAACAUUUUGAAACCAGUGGUGGAGAAGGAACUACCAUUUUCAUAAUGGACACCGGCGUUCGCGUUGACCACACAGAAUUCAAUGGACGAGCUGAAUAUUACAGAGAUAUGCUUGCUUCUGACCCGACUAACCCUGAGACGGGCGACCCGAACGGCCACGGCACACGUUGCGCUGGCGCUGCCAUCGGCGCAACCAUCGGCGUUGCUACCAAAGCAAAUGUGAAAAGCAUCCGAGUUGCCGGACCGACCGGAUCAGGAUCGAUUGAGCAGUCUCUCUUAGGUUUCGAGGAGGUCGAGAAGUGGACGAUUGCCAACCCGGGUGCCAAGUGCGUGGUAUCAUAUUCCCUGUCGUCGCACGGUAUCUCUACGAGUCUCGACACCGCCGUCGCGAAACUCUCCCAGAAGUGCGUCGUGGUCAUCAGCGCUGGCAACUACGGGCAGGACCCCGAGACUGCUGAUGCCUGUAAAUACUCGCCCGGGAGAGCUCCAGAGGCGAUCACCGUUGGAGCUGCUCGUCUUCGACAGGGCGCCACAGUCGACGACAAAGCAGGCUUCUCCUGUUCUGGGUCGUGUCUCACUCUGUACGCUCCUGGCCACAAGGUCACGGUAGCUUCGAGUGUGAGCGUUGAUGGCGUCGUCACCAGCAGUGGCACAUCCUUUUCUGCUCCAGCUGUGGCAGGUGCAGCAGCUGUGUUGCUAAGCAACGGUUAUGAUAUCUACGAAGUCAAGGAUGUGAUCCGUAACACGGCUAUCAAGAACAAACUGAGCGGUUUGCCGGCCGGUGAUGAGACCAACCUCCUGCUGAAUGUUCAGAACUCAGCUUUUCAUCAACCCAAACCCUAGGAUGCUUCAUCUCUAGUUAUACCAAUGACAACAUUUAUCGCGCGCGUAUAGAUUUAGACUGGAACAUUAUGUUCAAAUUUUCGAAUUGAAUUCCAUUUAGAGAAACUGUAAUCAUGAGCAAUGGUAAUUCUCAGUGAAUUAAACAUGAUUUGCUCUGAGUAUUUAUUAUUAUGAACAAUGAGAGAUCCAAGAUUACAAUAGCUGAGUUUGGAUCAAUUAAUUAAGAUUUAAUUCUAUCUGCAUGUUUUUGUUUCUAUCUAUAAUUAUAAACUCAUGCAGAUUUCUAUAUGUUCCAUCUUCCCAAUCACCUAAUUACUGCCAUUUAAUUUUUUCGAUGAAUUAGCUACUUCAUUAUCUACAAUUCGUGUGUAGUAUAUUGUCAAGAUCACAAAUAGGUUUUACUUAUACAGCACCAUGUCCUCAAAUUAUCUAAAACUUACAGAUUAAGGAAAAAUAUUUUUCACCCCAACCCCGAGAGGGGGGGGGGGAUUUCUUAAACUGAUUAAGGCGUCCACAAUUUAGAUAGAACCCGGAAAUAAUCAUUGAUUAAUGAAAACAUGAUAUUAACACCAUUUCAUGUAUCCGCUGGCCCUUGAAUGCAGAUAUAUUUAUUGUAAAAUUUUAGAGCGAUUAUAUUAAGUUAUGGCUACUUCCCCAUGCUACAUGAAAUAUUGACGUUUUACUACAAGGGAAAAGUGUUUAUGAUGAAGGACAAACUAUCUUUCUGAAAAAUAUAUGCCCUCUUCCUCUCUACAAGCUAUCCAUCACCUAUUUUUUUAGGAAGCUGCAUCACUGUUACUAGUCAGCACAAACAAUUGCCCCUGAUCCCCCUUCCUCCCUCAGUACUGUUUUGGAGAAGUAUUCGAAAUCUGUUCAAGGCAUAAAACUGUCCUUUGGGCAAUGAUUUUAUUAAUUACUUGGAUUAUUAUUAUUCUCAAGAAGAUAUUUCCAAUGUUAUGAGAAUACUUCCUUCCGCCUUAUCUAGAUGAAUGACGCAAACUCUUAAUAGGCCAAUCAAUUUAUCUUACAACAGUAUUCAUUUCUGAAGUACCUUGUAUUUCCUGACAUUUAGUUCAGAAAAAACACCAAGGCUUGUCUCUCUGACCUUUCCUCAUUAUUUCCCAACUCUAUACGAUAAUGAUAACGUCUAUUAACUAUAUGAAUCGGUGUCUAACAAUGUAAUUGAUAUUGGUUCCAGUACAUUCUAGACAAAUUAUGAAUUAUUUAUGCAUGUAGACUACUA
Strongylocentrotus purpuratus (purple sea urchin) is the source of this 2622-nucleotide messenger RNA. RefSeq names its product aqualysin-1. The transcript has 9 exons. NCBI's taxonomy places the organism in Eukaryota, Metazoa, Echinodermata, Echinoidea, Camarodonta, Strongylocentrotidae. Gene Ontology annotation, molecular function: serine-type endopeptidase activity. Gene Ontology annotation, biological process: proteolysis. Bases 138 to 1379 code for a protein of 413 amino acids. The record is from RefSeq and is a predicted model, not a curated record.